AUGCCCAGUAAACGACCCACACUUUCCCGACGCAACACCACCAAAGGAGGAACCAGUUCCAAGAGCAUUGGUCAAGCGCUGCGGGCGGCGAGGGUGCGGGAGGAACAAGAGAUGCUCCUGGGAGAUGGAGAAGAGGCGGAUGAUGAUGGGUGUUAUCCUCCCCGACAGAAUGACGAGCCUAGAAUAAGGAAUCCUCACAGUGAAUUGCCCGUAUACGCGACCACGCACAAGAUUAGGAGAUUGAUCAUGGCGAGUAUCAGCGAUCCAUACAGCGACGAUCAGUUGAAAUCCCCCCGGAUGAAUGCUGCGGUUGUCCGGCCUUUGGUUGAUCAUCUCUUCGAUCCGGAUGAUGUGUCGAUCAUCUUCUGUUUGCUUGUCAAUCGCGUACAGUUCCUCCGAGAACAGUCGUAUCAGGCACAUCAUCAGACUGUCAACAUCACCCGAGCAUCUCUUUGUGAGAUUGUGGCAAGUCGCAUAUUACGCCGCUUUGAUGAGUAUCAUGAAGGGAGAGAUGGGUUGUUGAAACUGGCGAAUGUGCUGGUAGCUGGAUUCGAGCCAUUCCAGAACGCUCCUAUAGAAGUUGCAAGGGCUAAUCUCACUGCGCUUCAUUGGACCAUUCGAUGGCAUCUUGCUCGCUCGGAGGGUCAACGAAUGCUGACGGCAUUGGAGGUGGCCAUUGUAUCGGAGAGCAAGAACUUUCUCAGUUCCUCAGCAUGCCAAAAGAUUGUGGAGAAUGUCUACCGUGGGAGGAUCAUCUACACGCCAACAUCAUUCAUCGACAUCUUGCCGGAUCAUUACAAAGAUCGAGGCAUCACCCUUUACGACCCUCGAAGAGCACCUUUGCUGAAUCAAUACCGGCUGAUCGUCCCACGAACAAGAAACAUCAUCGAAGGCUUCCAAUUCGGCAUCCUCCUCGUCCUCUACAUCCUGACCAUGACCACAAAGGCACGAACUGUCGGACCACAUCACCUCCAGUUUACCAGCCUGGAAUUGAUCUUUGUUGUAUACGCCGUCGGCUGGAAUUUGGAUGAGAUAGCAUCUAUCCUCAUGCACGGCUGRCAAGUCCAUACCGAGAAUCUGUGGUCGUUCCUCGACAUUGCCUUUGUCUUCAUCUUCUGGACGUACUUUGGGGUUCGAAUCAACGGUUUGGCCACGGGAGACCUCGAGACUAGCAAGCUCGCCUGGGAUAUCCUCGCCCUCGCCGCACCUGUUCUCUUCCCUCGAUUGGCAUUCUGCUUGAUGUCGGAGAAUAUGCUCUUCAUCUCCCUCCGCGCUAUGAUGGCUGAUUUCACCUUUCUCACCCUCCUGUCAUGCUGGUGUUUCGGCGGCUUCAUCAUUGCAAUGUGGUGGCUGAGCGAAGGACAAGAUGGUUUCCUCAACCAUACCAUUCUCACCAUCUCCAAGUGGAUGCUAUACAUCUGGUUCGGGCUUGACGGGACAGGAAUCCAGCGUUCUGUCGAAAUGCACUGGUUUCUUGGGCCACUCUUGAUGAUAACCUUUGCAUUUCUGGGAAAUACCCUCUUCCUGACAAUCCUCGUGGCAAUGCUUUCCAACACAUACAACAGUCUCUCCAAAAACGCCACCGCGGAGAUUGAAUUCCGAAGGGCGGUCCUCACCUUUGAAGGAGUCAAAUCCGACGCCUUAUUCGCCUACCGUCCACCCUUCAACGUCGCAGCGCUCGUAAUUCUCCUCCCGUUGAAAUUCGUCCUCACACCACGCUGGUUCCACAAAGUCAACAUCACAGCCGUCCGGGUCCUCAACGCUCCCAUCCUCUUAUUGAUAUCCUGGUAUGAAAGAAAAUAUCUCUGGAAACGCGCAACGUUCCUCUCACCGCCGAGAAAACACACAUGGCUUUCGAUGUGGGAGCGUUUUGGCGCGCAUGGAGACUUGCAGGCUGUGUUUGACAGUGAGCCGCCGCAGAGUGUGUUGGAUGAAUUUGCGGAUGUGGAUGAGGUGUUGGAUAUGGAACUUGUGAAUGGGUAUGAUGUUCAGACUGCGAGGGAGAGGAGGGGCAGUCGGAGCAUGAGUGAGGCGAGUGGGAUUUUCCAUUCGAGGAGUAGGAGUAUGCUGAAUGGGAUUGUUGGAUUAAAUGGGAAUGGGAAUGGAUUUAUGAGGGGGAGGGGAAUGAGCAUGAGGGGGGAGUACAUGCCGGAGAUGCCGGUGCCUGAUGGGGAUGUUGGUGGGGAGGCUUGA
Messenger RNA from Ramularia collo-cygni, 2193 nucleotides. RefSeq names its product related to YVC1 Vacuolar cation channel. The record is from RefSeq and is a predicted model, not a curated record. The transcript has a single exon. Lineage: Eukaryota; Fungi; Ascomycota; Dothideomycetes; Mycosphaerellales; Mycosphaerellaceae. The coding region runs from base 1 to 2193 and encodes 730 amino acids.